ACAAUCCGCAGCGGAUAAGAGAACUCUAAAAUCUGAAUUUCCCACAAAGAUAGAGAACUCUAAAGAAGAGAAAUGGCUGCCAUAAGCAUGUCUUGUGUUUCUUCUCAGUGCUUAUCCCUUUCUUCCAAGCUUCAAACCCUCUCUCUUUCAUCAACCCAUUCGCCUAAUUCUUCCCUUAAGCCACUCUCUUUCUCUGCUAAUUUAUCACAGUCAGUUUUUACUCAAGGUUGCUUGUCCUUGAACACUUUGCAACAGCGUGGCUUCUCUGUUGUUUGUGAGGCUGCUACGCAAAAGAAGGCUGAUUCUGCGGCUAAAAGAGCGCGUCAAGCAGAGGUGCGACGCCUUAGGAACAAAGCCCGCAAAUCUGAGGUUAAGACUCGCAUGAGGAAGGUUUUUGAAGCGUUAGAUGUGUUGAAGAAGAAAGCUGAUGCUAGCCCUGAAGAACUUGCACCUAUCGACAGGCUGAUGGCCGAAGCCUAUUCUGCCAUUGACAAGGCAGUGGUGAAGGGUACCCUACACAGGAACACUGGUGCACGUCGUAAAUCUCGAUUGGCUAGAAACAAGAAGGCUGUAGAGAUCCAACGUGGUUGGUACACACCUACCCCUGCACAAGCUGCUGCCUGAUCUGCCUUUCACUUGUAAUUAGAAUUUUGGCUUAAAAUCACUUGAUGUUGUUAUGUUUUAGCUACUCUAUUUUUUGUUAUAUUACGGUGAUCAUUUUGUAGACAAUCAUGUAUUUGAAGGCUUGUUUCUCUCCUGAAAUAUAAUUUCCAUGAAUAGUAAAAACAAGUUCAAGGGAA
Molecule: messenger RNA, 800 nt
Organism: Amaranthus tricolor (Joseph's coat)
Lineage: Eukaryota; Viridiplantae; Streptophyta; Magnoliopsida; Caryophyllales; Amaranthaceae
Product: 30S ribosomal protein S20, chloroplastic-like
Exons: 3
Coding region: 73-624 (183 amino acids)
Biological process (GO): translation
Cellular component (GO): small ribosomal subunit; ribosome
Molecular function (GO): small ribosomal subunit rRNA binding; structural constituent of ribosome
Source: RefSeq, a predicted model, not a curated record